CCGCCCUCUUUGCCCAAUCGCCCACUUCGCCCCGCCCCUUAGCUCCGCCCCAAAGCCCUCCUCCUCCCGCCCUCUCCCGCCUCCUUUGCGGCCGUCGCAAAAGGGGCGUAAAGCGUUGCCCGGUGUGGGGAGGUUGAGGAUCUUAUGGUUCUCCAUUAACAGCUGCUACCUGCCACGCAAAUCCUGAGGCAGCCCAAUCCAUGAGUGGGCAUCGGAACAUAAAGAGGCGAUGUGGGGAGUCGUACUUGGAAUCCCCCGUGGGCUGCGGCCACGGUCCUGCUGCUGGAUGCAUGUUAAGCAAACUGGUUCAGUUGCCUACACCACCCUUAUCAAAGCACCAGCUGAAACGGUUAGAAGAACACAAAUACCAGAGUGCUGGACGGUCCCUGCUUGAACCCAUGAUGCAAGGUUACUGGGAAUGGUUAGUUGGAAGAGUUCCUGCCUGGAUUGCUCCAAAUCUGAUCACCAUAAUUGGACUAUUAAUAAAUAUAUUUACAACUCUACUGUUAGUUUAUUACUGCCCCACAGCUACAGAACAGGCACCUCCCUGGGCGUACAUUGCUUGUGCAUGUGGCCUUUUCAUCUACCAAUCUCUGGAUGCCAUAGAUGGAAAACAAGCAAGAAGGACAAAUAGCAGUACGCCAUUAGGAGAGCUUUUUGAUCACGGCUGUGAUUCACUUUCCACAGUCUUUGUGGUUUUGGGAACUUGUGUUGCUGUGCAGCUGGGAACGAACCCUGACUGGAUGUUCUUUUGUUGUUUUGCUGGAACGUUCAUGUUUUACUGCGCGCAUUGGCAGACUUACGUCUCUGGAACGUUGCGAUUUGGCAUCUCUCUGGAUUUUGUUCUUUAUGCCGUAACUGAAGCUCCAUAUAAUGGUUCCCUGCAACUGAAGCGCUCGGGACAAUGUUUUGAAAUGUUUCUUUCCCUCGCGCGUAGAUUUGAUGUUACGGAGUCCAUGCUCUGUACCAUAGCGAUCCAGCUCCUCACAGGAACUCUAGGGCCCUGGAUCUGGAACUGCACGAUUCCAAUACUGAAUAUUCAGGUGAAAAUACUCCCGGCUCUCUGUACUGUCGCGGGAACCAUAUUCUCCUGUACAAACUACUUUGGUGUGAUCUUCACAGGUGGAGUUGGCAAAAAUGGAUCCACUAUAGCAGGAACGAGUGUUCUUUCACCUUUUCUUCAUAUUGGGUCAGUGAUCGCAUUGGCUGCAAUGAUCUACAAGAAAUCUGCUGUUCAGCUCUUUGAAAGGCACCCCUGCUUAUAUAUACUGACUUUUGGGUUUGUGUCUGCCAAGAUAACAAAUAAACUAGUGGUUGCACACAUGACCAAAAGCGAAAUGCACCUGCACGACACAGCAUUCAUAGGCCCAGCGCUAUUGUUUCUGGACCAGUAUUUUAACAGCUUUAUUGAUGAGUAUAUUGUACUCUGGAUUGCCCUGAUCUUUUCUCUCUUUGAUUUGCUCCGAUACUGUGUCAGUGUGUGCAAUCAAAUCGCUGCCCAUCUGCACAUCCACGUAUUCCGAAUCAACUCCUCAACGCAUUCGAAUCAUCAUUAGUAAAUGGGGAGUCGCCAUAAGGAGAAAUUAGAGUUCAUUUUCUAUAUGAACGGAUGUGAAGAUAUGUAGGAGACUGAGGCAAAAAGCAGAUAAGAACAAAGUAAUUUAUAAUAAUGAAUGUUGUAUAACUUUUAUUCUUUGUUAUCGGUAACACUCCUUAACUAGUCUCCUGCCUGAGAGAGUGAAUUCCAAGUCCACCCUAGUCAACUCUACAUGUAGUCAACUCUGUGGGUUCAAAGCCUGGGAAAGCAUGCAGGGAGUAAUGCUCUGUCUUUGUAAUUACCUUGAUUACAAAAUAAUCUAUAUAUGGUGAAUGGAUCCCCAACAACUGAAGUUUCUAAUGUAGUAUAAUUACAGCUGCAAUACGACUUGCUUUUAAAUUUAAUAUUUCAUCAUCUUAGUGAAAUACUUGUUUAGUGUCCACUCAAAAUUUAUUUACUAAAGACCUGAGCUGGUAAGAACAAAGAUAUCGCGCUGGCUUGUGUAGCUGAAGCAGCUGUUGAGGUUUGAGUUCAGACUGAUGUGGUUCUUUUGCUUAUGCGUUGCUAAUAAAGCGGUUUCUUGUUAAAGAACAAUGCGUUGAGCAGGGUUCUGCAAGCAGAAGGGGUGACCGGCACGUGUGGUAUCUUUUUCAAUUAAUUUUAUUUUUUUAAAUAAACAUUAUCUAAAGAGACAACUUAUUUCUCAAUUUUCUUCAGCGGAAAGAUUAUAAAAAGAAAAUUUUAAUGUUUACAUUUUUAUGUCUAAAACUUAAGCAGAAUUUCCUUUCUUCUCUUA
Messenger RNA from Cuculus canorus (common cuckoo), 2333 nucleotides. It is a transcript of the gene CEPT1, whose product is annotated as choline/ethanolamine phosphotransferase 1. The record is from RefSeq and is a predicted model, not a curated record. The coding region runs from base 201 to 1556 and encodes 451 amino acids. Gene Ontology annotation, molecular function: ethanolaminephosphotransferase activity; diacylglycerol cholinephosphotransferase activity. The transcript is spliced from 9 exons. Gene Ontology annotation, cellular component: endoplasmic reticulum membrane; Golgi apparatus. Lineage: Eukaryota; Metazoa; Chordata; Aves; Cuculiformes; Cuculidae. Gene Ontology annotation, biological process: phosphatidylethanolamine biosynthetic process.